Molecule: messenger RNA, 4980 nt
Organism: Alexandromys fortis (reed vole)
Lineage: Eukaryota; Metazoa; Chordata; Mammalia; Rodentia; Cricetidae
Gene: Nudt12
Product: nudix hydrolase 12
Exons: 7
Coding region: 121-1503 (460 amino acids)
Biological process (GO): NAD+ catabolic process; NADP+ catabolic process
Cellular component (GO): cytosol; peroxisome
Molecular function (GO): NADH pyrophosphatase activity; metal ion binding; protein binding
Source: RefSeq, a predicted model, not a curated record
ACGGUGGCCCUCUGCCGGAAGUCCCAAAGGUUACCUCCAGCACUGGAAACGUUGAGAGCUGAGUUUGCCCGCGGAGUCUUGUGUCGCCGUAGCGGUUUCUCUGGUCAUCCUUGGGGAGAAAUGUCGUCCAUAAAAAAGGAGAUAAUUUCUGGACUCCACUCUUCCGCUGCAGAGGGAGAUAUUGCCAAGUUGGCAGGCAUACUCAGCCAUUCUCCUUCUCUUCUCAACGCAGCCUCCGACAAUGGCUGGACUGCCUUAAUGUACGCUGCAAGGAACGGGCAUGCUGAUGCCGUCCAGCUUCUGCUUGAGAAAGGAUGUGACAGAUCACUUGUCAAUAAGUCAAGGCAAACCGCACUAGAUAUCGCUGUAUUUUGGGGCUAUAAGCAUAUAGCUAACAUGUUAGCUAAUGCCAAAGGUGGGAAGAAGCCAUGGUUCCUCACCAAUGAAGUGGACGAAUGCGACAAUUAUUUUAGCAGAACGCUACUGGACCGGAAAAGUGAGAAAAGAAAUAAUUCUGACUGGCUACAAGCUAAAGAGAGCCACCCAGCCACGGUCUAUAUCCUCUUCUCAGACUUAAACCCCCUGGUUACUCUAAGUGGGAACAAAGAGAGUUCACAGCAGCCGGAAGUCAGGCUCUGCCAUUUGAACUAUGCAGAUGUCAAGGAGUACUUGGCUAACCCUGAGAAGAUCACCGUGGUGUUCCUUGGAGUCGAACUGGAGAUGAGAAAAGGAUUGCAUGGUGAUGCUGGAGGAGGAGGAGUCCCCUUGGACGAUGAGGAUGGUUUGUUUGCUUGGUUUGCUCUCAGCAUAGAAGCUGCUGCCGCUGAGGAGUUUAAGCAAAGACAUGAAAACUGUUAUUUUCUUCACCCUCCAAUGCCAGCUCUUUUGCAGUUGAAAGAAAAAGAAGCCGGCGUUUUAGCUCAAGCAAGAUCAGUCCUUGCAUGGCACAGUCGAUACAAGUUCUGCCCAACCUGUGGCAGCGCAACCAAAAUUGAAGAAGGUGGCUAUAAAAGAGUGUGUUUAAGAGAAAACUGUCCUAGUCUCCAUGGUGUCCACAAUACAUCUUAUCCAAGAGUUGAUCCAGUCGUAAUCAUGCAGGUUAUCCAUCCAGAUGGAACCAAAUGUCUUUUAGGCAGGCAAAAGCGAUUUCCCCCGGGCAUGUUUACUUGCCUCGCUGGAUUUAUUGAACCUGGGGAGACAAUAGAAGAUGCUGUGCGGAGAGAAGUAGAGGAGGAAAGUGGAGUCAAAGUUGGCCAUGUUCAGUAUGUCUCUUGUCAGCCAUGGCCAAUGCCCUCCUCUUUAAUGAUUGGUUGCUUAGCUGUGGCAGUGUCCACAGAAAUUAAAGUUGACAAGAAUGAAAUAGAGGAUGCCCGUUGGUUCACUAGAGAACAGGUUAUGGAUGUUCUUACCAAAGGGAAGCAGCAAGCUUUCUUUGUACCACCAAGCCGGGCUAUUGCUCACCAGUUAAUCAAACACUGGGUUGGAAUGAACCCCAGUCUCUAAAUGAAAAAUAAUAGCAUCUGUUGGAGUAUUAUUUCAUUUCUAAUACUAUCUAUUUUCAAAUAAGCUUAGAUGUAUUUGUUGAUCAUUAAAUUUUGUAAAAUUUGGGGGGGGCUCAAAAAUAUUUUAAGUAUUUUUUCCAUUAUUAAUUAUGAAAUCCAUAGUUUUGUAAAUUAGAAUGAUGCCUCAGAUUUUCUUAAAUUUAGAGCAAGCCUGUGAACAAUUUUGUUGUGGGUCACAAUUUUAUCUCAUAAAACUGCAUUCCUAUGAAGAAAGGUCAUGUUGGGAUGAAGUGUGCUCCAGGAACAGGAUGAACAUGAAGCUACAGCUUGCAAAGAUGAGAUUCUGUGUUGGAGAAAUGCGUCAACAUAGCUUUAAUGGGGAUGGAGCUCCAGGGUGUUUUUAGUCAUCUCAUUCCUGUUCCCCUGGCCUCGUGGACUAGUGGUAGGACUGUUAAAGUUACUUCUUGUUUAGUCUGACUAGUGUUCAGAAUGGUUUAUUCUAACAAUUUACCCUUACUGACCUCAGAAUACAAUAGUCAUGUGUGGGGAACUAACAUUACUGUUUCUAGGACCUCACUCUUAAAUCAAAAGCUAACUACUACAUCUGUCUGGUUUAAUUCUACUUAAAAUUGUGACUAAGUUAAGUGAAGAUUCUAUAAUUUUCCACUGGACUUUAACAUUUUAGAAAGGAAUCCCUGAAGUUCGGGAACUAAAUUUCAAGUAUAUUUACAUACUAAAUAAAUCACUGGUUGUAUUUAAUUUUCUGAAGAGGGAUGUAUUAUAUAUAUUCCCAUCAGUAUUCAUUACACUGAAAUACGAUAUCUUAGUUUUGACCUUAUUUCGUCACAUUCUAAGCACCCUUAAUUAGUAUAUUUUAGAAUCAAAUUGCUAAAAUCUUUGGGAAGUAAUUGUAGUAUGUCACAGUUUUACAGUAUAGCCACAUAUAUUUUACUUGGUUGUUCUGCAGUUGUUUAUAUAAAUGUACACAUUUUCCAUCUUUGCUCUUCUGUUCGAACUUGAAGAGACCUUAGACACAGUAAAUGUUGAACAUAAUGAAUGUAACAGUUUGUAGUCUGCACGUAAGAACUAGAUUUUUUCUGUAGUGGGAAACAGAAAUUAUUACCAAAAACAUCUAUAGAAUAGGGGCUAGGAAAUGGCUCCAUCACUAAGGCGCUUGCUGUGCAGGCAUGAAGACUUAAGUUCAGAUCCUCUGCACCCUUUAAGGAUUGGAUUUAGAGACAUGAAUAUCUAAUCCCAGAUUUAAAGAGGCAGAGACACGUGUACUCUGGGGGCUUGUCCAGUCAGUCUAAUGAAUCAGUAAACUCAAUGAGAGUCCUUGUCUCCAAACACAAGGUGGAAGACUGGAGAUGGCUCAGUGAUGAAGAACACUUUCCAUUCUUGGGGAGGACCAGAGUUUUGUUCUCAAGAUCUUCCUCAGGCAACUCAAUCCACCUGCAACUACAGCUCCGAGGCAUCCAGCACCAUCUCCUGACCUCCUCAGGCAUCUGCAGGCAUGUUUACAUGAGACACAGACGCAUGCAUAGAAUGACUGAGGAGGAUCCUGACUUCCACCUCUGGCCUACACACACACACACACACACACACACACACACACACACACACGUUGAAUAGGUUAAAAGGAGUGCUAAUAGGAAGAAUUAGUUUAUCAAAUAUCAUUCAUAUUUUUAACUGAAAUAUAACUUUCUCAGAGAAUCUAUUGAACAAAUGAAUAUUCUUGUCUAGUUAAUGACAUCUUAUUAGAAUCAGAACCUUAGAUCAAACCAAAACCUACACAGGACAUUUAUGUACUUGGCAAGUUGGAGCUAUAUAGCUAUACUGAACUAAUAUUCUUUGAUUAUUAUGAAAUAUGAUCUAUUGAAGUUCAUUUUUGUUUCAAAUGUGCUUUUAAAUACUUGUAGACUCUAGUGUCCUUAAUGUUAAAAAGCAGAGUAAAAUACAGAUGUCAAAAUGUAUAGAUUUAGUUUUAGGUUCCUUCUAUACUUGCAGAAAAUCAAUGAGUAAAUUACUGUUUGGUUUGGUUUGGUUUUGGUUUUUUGACACAGGGUUUCACUGUCUAAUAGCCCUGGCUAGUCUGGAACUAGCUCUUGUAGCCUGGCCUUGAACUCACAGAGAUUUGCCUGUCUUGGCCUUCCACAUACUGGGAUUAAAGGUGGUGUGCCACCACCACCCAGCUUGAGUAAAUUAUUGCUUUUUUUUUAAUAAUCAUUCCUUAGCUGUGACCUUUGAGAGGUGAGGAUAGAUAUUCAUAGUAAUGAUUGCUAUUUUCACCAGUUCUAGAGGGGCAAGUACCACACAGAUAUUCAGAAAUCAUUGUAACAAUGCAAUAAAAUAUAUUCUGUUUGCGGAUUGUGUACAUUUUUAAUGUCCUGAUGAGUUUCUUUAACAGAAAUUUUACCAUUUUCAUGUACAUGGAAGAUUAUUUUCUCCUUUUUUUUUUGAGCUGUAGUCUCAUUGUAUCCCAAGAAAUAUUCGAAAUUGCAAUUUUCAUGCCUUAGCCUGUAGAAUUCUUGAAUUAUAGGUGUGUCCAACCUUACCUGAUGAGAAAAUUAAAAUUUUGAUUUGGUGCAGGGGUGUUUCCUAAUGGUAAUAUAUGUAUGUAAUGUCUCCAAGGCUCUGGGUUUGAACUUAAGCAUUUUAAAAAAAGAAAUCAAUUUGGAUCUUAAGUUUUGUAGUUUGUGGUAAAAUGUACCAACGCGUGGGACUGUGUGGACUAAUGUCAUCGAUAAUUAAAGUCUUAAGGUUUGAAGUUAUUUGUGUAGCAGGGUCUGCUUUAAUUACUUGUCUACUGUGGUCAAUAUUUGCAUUUUUUUAUUUUUUUACGUUUUCACUUCUUCAUAGUUUGUGAUGCAUAGAAACCCCAUGGCCUGACCUGGCAAAGCAAGCCUAUAAUUUCUGAAAAUCAGGCCUGAGGCUGGAGGAUUCACAUUCAAGAGCUAUCUGAACUAGAGUGACUUUGAAACCACGCUGGGACACUUAGUGAAACCCUGUCUCCAAAUAAGAAACCAAAGUGGCGACAUAAGCACUCAGCGGUCGAAGCCUCACGGAGCAUGCGCUUCAACCCCCAGCAACAUCAACACAGAGUAGGAACUCGCACUGCUGUGAAAACCAGUCAGUCUGUUAAGGAUAAGCUGUGAGCAGAGAGAAAAGAGAGUGGAACAGAUGAGACCAUGAGGGAAAAGGAAGACAUAAGCUUGAUGCCAUAGGGGCAUAUGAGAGCUGGGCUGUUUAGAGGAGGCAGAGCUUCUACGUAAUGGUAGCAAAUGACUGUGUUUUCCAAAAGUUGUUAAAUGCCGGGCGGUGGUAGUGCAUGCCUUUAAUCCCAGCACUCGGGAGGCAGAGGCAGGCGGAUCUACAAGAGUUAGUUCCAAGACAGGUCCCAAAGCUACUAAGAAACCCUGCCUGGAAAAACAAAAAAAAGACAAAGUUGUUGAACAGGAAAGAACUGCAGAAAAGCAAU